Messenger RNA from Phalaenopsis equestris, 404 nucleotides. Its product is annotated as 60S ribosomal protein L7-2-like. The record is from RefSeq and is a predicted model, not a curated record. Gene Ontology annotation, molecular function: structural constituent of ribosome; RNA binding. The annotation marks the transcript as partial. Gene Ontology annotation, cellular component: cytosolic large ribosomal subunit. Lineage: Eukaryota; Viridiplantae; Streptophyta; Magnoliopsida; Asparagales; Orchidaceae. The transcript has 3 exons. Gene Ontology annotation, biological process: maturation of LSU-rRNA from tricistronic rRNA transcript (SSU-rRNA, 5.8S rRNA, LSU-rRNA).
UGGGAAAUCAAAUUUUCCCGUGCAAAACCCUACGGUGGAUAGUUGUCUCAAACCCCUCGAAACCCCCCCGCCGCUGCAGCAACCUGUUUCUCUGCCGGCGAUCCAAAGUUAGUCAGCAAGUGGCAAAUGGCCGACGCGGAGGCGAAGGAUUUGAUUCCUGAAUCCGUUCUGAAGAAGCGAAAGAGGGAAGAACAGUGGGCUCUUGAGAAAAAAGGAAAGCUCGAAGAGAAGCGGAAGAAGAAUCGCGAGAACCGCAAGCUUAUCUUCAAGAGGGCGGAACAAUAUGCGAAGGAGUACGCGAAUCAGGAAAAGGAGCUAAUUCAGCUAAAGCGCGAGGCAAGGAUGAAAGGAGGGUUCUAUGUGUGUCCCGAGGCCAAGCUUCUUUUCAUCAUCAGAAUCCGCGG